UCAACAUGUUUCAAGCUUCAGAGUUGCAGACUAGUAUGAUUGAAACAUUGGAAGCAGUGGAGAUAGAGAAACAGAAACAUCACAGCACUAGAAUGGAAGCCCUUGCACGUUUGGCUAGACUUGAGGUUACAAACGGUGAGCUUGCAAAGUCACUUGCCAGGGAACAAUGGAAUCUGGAAGUUCAAGUAGAUCAAGUGGCGCAGCUUCGAGAGGAAGUUGAAUUGAAGAAACUUGCUCAAGAUAAAUACAGAAGAAAGCUAACAAAGAUACAAAAGACAAGUGCCCCUCCGGUUGAUGAAAUAGAAUCUUUGAGAAGGUUCAAGCUGGAGGAAGAAAUUAUUGAUGCAGAAUACACUCUGACAUGUGACAGAAUUGUGAGCUUGAAGGACAAGGUAGGUUUUCCCGUGUAUGACUGACCUCAUGUAUUGAUU
Zea mays is the source of this 431-nucleotide messenger RNA. Its product is annotated as golgin candidate 2. Lineage: Eukaryota; Viridiplantae; Streptophyta; Magnoliopsida; Poales; Poaceae. Gene Ontology annotation, biological process: retrograde transport, vesicle recycling within Golgi; Golgi organization. Gene Ontology annotation, cellular component: Golgi membrane; Golgi cisterna. The transcript has 5 exons. The record is from RefSeq and is a predicted model, not a curated record. The coding region runs from base 6 to 416 and encodes 136 amino acids.